Teleopsis dalmanni is the source of this 1687-nucleotide messenger RNA. RefSeq names its product GDP-fucose protein O-fucosyltransferase 2. Lineage: Eukaryota; Metazoa; Arthropoda; Insecta; Diptera; Diopsidae. The record is from RefSeq and is a predicted model, not a curated record. Gene Ontology annotation, molecular function: peptide-O-fucosyltransferase activity. Gene Ontology annotation, biological process: protein O-linked glycosylation via fucose. The coding region runs from base 169 to 1539 and encodes 456 amino acids. The transcript has 2 exons.
UCUUUUGUUACUUCAUUAUUAGAGCGUUCACUGUUAUUUUAUCCACCCAAUAAGUGAUUGUUAUCAACAAACAAAAACAGCUGAUCGUAACCGACCGGAAAAUAAAAAGACUUGUAAAUAAUGUUAUUAGGCAAAUAAAUGUAAUUAAGUUGAGAUUAUAAAUAAAAAAUGUACUGUUAUUUAUUAAUAUUGAUUUCUGCUUGUAUUCUUUUAAUUGAAAUUAAUGCAUUAAAUAUAAAAAAUCCAACCACUGACUUACAAAGCUAUGUGUUCGAAACUACUCCACAAUUCGAUGAAAAAACUUGCCCCAAAACAAUAGCUGAGCUAAAGAAUACAAUUUAUAUACUUUACGAUGUUAAUCCACCAGAAGGAUUUAAUUUAAGACGUGAUGUUUACAUAAGACUGGCUGUAUUUGUUCAAAAACUACAGAAGAAAAAAUUAUUCAAUAAUGUGCGUUUGGUACUACCACCGUGGCGACGACUGUUUCACUGGAAAUCAAAUCAUUUAAGCCAAGACAAUUUAUUAUGGAAACAAUUUUUCAACAUUGAAAGCAUGCGACGUUAUGCACCGAUUUUAGAUUUUGAUGAAUUUCUGCAUGAAAUUUCACUAUUUGGUCUACCAGAAAGUCCAUAUGUGCCGGUACAUAAAAUAUUUCAAUUGAUGCACUUUGAGGAUAUGUUCGAAGAUGGUGCAUUUCAUGAUAAAUACGAGUUUACUGAAUGCCGUAAAGAGCAAUACCAACGCAGUUACUUAUUACAACAAUCUAUAUUAUUGGAUAAUGAUUUUCUAUGCUUAAAGUUCCAAGGCAGUUCAAGUAUGUUGGAACGAGUCUUACGACAAAGUAUGGCUAGUAAUGAUACCACUAAUAAUGAACCAAAAGUUUAUGCAUUUCUAAAUGCAGAAAUAGUGCUACAUGACUCGUGGGGAGAUGUUGAGUUUUGGAAAGCGAGAAGAUCUAUGCGAUUUGCACCUCAGUUACUUGAAAUUGCUGAUAAAUUUCGUAUGAAACACUUUCGCACCAACAAUUCUAUUGAAGAAGUACAACGGCCGCCGAUGUGGGAAUUCGAGAAAGAAUAUCGCUCAGCUUUGGGUGGCAGAUAUUUAUGUGCGCAUUUGCGUCGUGGUGAUUUUGUAUUUGGGCGAGAAAAAACAACACCCACUCUAAAAUCGGUGGCAGUACAAAUUAGAGAUAAACUAAAAUAUCUUAAUUUGACAACUGUUUUCUUAGCAACUGAUGCCACAGCAUUCGAAAUGCAAAAUCUCAAGUCCUAUUUACAACGUGUACGUCCUGUACGGUACAGUACAGAUUCUUUAGAACAAAAAUCAAUGCUCAAAGAUGGUGGCAUAGCAAUAAUCGAUCAAAUAAUAUGUAGCCAUGCUGCUUAUUUUAUUGGUACAUAUGAAAGUACAUUUACUUAUCGUAUAUAUGAGGAGCGGGAAAUAAUGGGUUUUCCCAAAAUGAAUACUUUUAAUACUUUUUGCAAAAGUGAGGAUCUAAGUGAUUGUUCAAAAAAUUCUGUAUGGCCAAUAGUUUACUAAAAAAAUUCAUAACUCAAAAUUAUUAAAAUCAUGAAAAGGUUUUUCUUUACUGCUGCAACAAUUAUGGCUUUAAAUCACCGCAUUUCAUCGUGAUAAUAAUGUUUCACUAUAAGGCAAACAUAAAAUUAGAAAUGUUAAGUUUAGGAAA